Molecule: messenger RNA, 1611 nt
Organism: Adineta ricciae
Lineage: Eukaryota; Metazoa; Rotifera; Eurotatoria; Adinetida; Adinetidae
Source: the annotation of a GenBank genome assembly
AUGGCACUAAUGUACAGCGAGAACGUAUACAUGAAUCAAAACGAAGCGCAUCAUCAUUCACGUACAUACAACGAUAAGUUAUAUUUACCUACACACGCGCGUACGCAUUGGUUUGGAACAAUGACAACAUUAAAUUCUGAAAACGAGUGUGACUCAUCUCGCUCCGGUCAGACAACAUCAGGAGCAGGAACCGACAGUGGUUAUGCUGGAUAUCAAUACAAUGGCCAAGGUGAAAAUGGUCACAAUGUCGGUCUUAGCGAUGGCCAAACUAUGAACACAUCUCAAACAGGCUACUCACUAGGCAGUGGACAAGGCACGUCGAACGGACCAAAACCAGAAGAUGAUAGAAAAUUAUUUGUUGGUGGUUUAACUUGGGAUACCACACAAGAUGAUUUACGAGAAUAUUUCAAGAGCUUUGGCAAUAUUCUUGAUUGUUCUAUUAAACAUGAUCCAUCGACAGGACGAAGUCGUGGUUUUGGGUUUCUUAUUUUCGAAUCUAAAGAUAUUGUUGAAAAGGUUCUCUCACAGAACGAUCAUUUUAUUAAAGGAAGAAAAGUUGAUCCCAAAACAGCGCAUCGUCGCUUCAACGCUACAAACAAUCAAAUGAAUACCAACUCCCAUAAUAACGCAUUUUCACAAUCUUCGCUGUACGGUGUUGGUCAAUCAGCAGCCAUGCCCUACACAAAUACGGGUUCAAAUGGUACUAAUCUCAAUCCGUAUAGUAACAAUCGCAAAGUGUUUAUCGGUGGUCUCGACCCGUCGUUUCCCGAUUCGCAAUUACGAGAAUAUUUCUCUAAAUUUGGAAAAAUCGAUGAAAUUGAUUUGCCUUACGAUAAAGAGAAGAAUGAAAGACGACCAUUCUGUUUUAUUUCAUUUCAAAAUGAACAAGCGGCACAAGAAGUCCUUCGAUUACAACGACAUACCAUUGGUGAUAUAAGUGUGGAUGUUAAACGUGCAAAGCCCAAAACAGGCAAUAACCAUCAACAACAAGCACAACAGCAUUUAUAUGAUCCAUAUGGACAGCAAACCGGAUACAGUAACUAUGGAAACAGAGCUUCCUCUUAUGGUGCAGGUGCAUAUCCAGCAAAUGAUGCGUAUACUCAUUGGAAUGCAUACACAUACAAUCAACAGGCAAAUCCGGCGGCUUAUCCGUAUGGUAAUCCAACUGCCUUGACUUCUGCUACAUCUUCUUACUCUCAAUACUCUGAUCAUUCAUCAAAUCCUCAGUAUUCAUAUCCCCCAACAAAUGCAGCAGAUUCCAAUGAAUAUUACUCACAGUACGGAUAUGGUGCUCCACCAUCAAGCAAUGUCUAUGGUGACGCAAGCGCAUACAAUGGUAGUACUGGUGGUGGUAGUUAUGAAUACUCUACAUUUUAUGCACCAAUGCAUAUGGGUGCGAAUGGUGCCAUGACUGACAAAGGUGUUGGAGAACAGCCAGGUAAUUCCGCAGUCUCGAUUCUAUCCUAUUCUGUCGAGAACAAGGUGAAGAGCAAAGGUCUCACAUUUGCUCCAGAUAAGCUAGGCAUCCAUCUUUAUCUCUCAUUCUUCAUUGUCGAACUACGUUCUGAUAACUCUCUUCUACUGAAUGAUGUCAUCAACAAAUCACGGUAG